Amphibalanus amphitrite is the source of this 2733-nucleotide messenger RNA. RefSeq lists its product as uncharacterized. The coding region runs from base 69 to 2027 and encodes 652 amino acids. Gene Ontology annotation, cellular component: cytoplasm; nucleus. The transcript is spliced from 15 exons. Gene Ontology annotation, molecular function: molecular adaptor activity. The record is from RefSeq and is a predicted model, not a curated record. NCBI's taxonomy places the organism in Eukaryota, Metazoa, Arthropoda, Thecostraca, Balanomorpha, Balanidae.
GCGUUCUACCCCUCCCCGCUACGAACCGGCCCUCGGGCUAGGUGUGUCAAGCUGUCCUGACUGGAGCCAUGGAGGAAGAUGAGCAUAAGAUGUCAUUGGUGUUCAGAAAACUCUGCUCGCCAAUGAAGCUGGAGAGAGAUCGCGGGCUGGAAGAGCUCCGGGGCCUUCUUCCAGGACUUAUUCCUGCUGAGGCAGAACAGCUGCUGGCAGAGGCCAGCGCCGUGCUGGACCAGCCAGAGGUUGUCUGGCACCACCAGCUUGGUGCUCUCACCUGCUUAAGCUUGAUCAUCGAGACACGCCAGGAGAAGCUGCCAAAUGAUAAGAUUUCACACUUGAUAGAGCUCCUGGCAGCCUACCUGUCCCACCAGGAGGCCAGGGUUCGCAUUGCCACUGGUGAGCUGCUGGGCCGGCUGUGCUCGCUGCACGGCCCCGCCGUGUUCGACGACGUGCAGCCCACCCUCAGUACGCUGAUCCUGACCAGCAUGCAGGCGGCAGAGGACGACGAGGACAAGUGGGAGACCAGCUCGGUGACGUCUCGCGACUCUGCCGACGUGUUCGCCAACACGAGCAGCUGGACAGUGCUGGAGACGAGUCUGCGCGCGCUGGAGCAGCUGGUGCCAGCGGCGCACCUCCAGGCGAGCGAUGAGCUGCUGAACCUGGUAAUUCCUGCGCUGAAGCACAGAAACCGGUUCGUUCGAGAGGCGGGCUUCGGCUGCCUGACAGCGUUUCUGCCGAAGGAAAACUUCGAGCACGGCUCUGGCGUGCCGCCGGUGUACGAUUUCGGUGAUCGGCUGGCCGCGGCCAUAGCAGACGGCAUGGACGACAACUGGAGCCAGGUGCGGAUGGCAGCCUCUGUGGCGGCACGGCGCUUCCUGUGUGGUCUGUCUGCCGAGCAGAGGCAGCACUACCUGCCGUGCCUGCUGCCCAGGGUCUGUCUCAGCAGGUAUUACGUGGCCGAGGGCGUGAAGAUAUACAACCAGCGAACGUGGGAGACGAUCGCUGGUCAGCGUGGCAGGGAGUUGGUGGAACAAUACAUCAACGAUGUGGUGGAGUACUAUCUGGUGGCCACCACCGCUGAGAACCACGCCGUGCGCGAAGCGGCCUGCUACUGCAUCACCGAGCUGCUGAAGAAGCUGUCGCCGCAGACUCUGGCGCCGUACGCCGAGCGGGUUCUGGACGCGCUGCUCGUGUGCUUCCAGGACGACAGCUGGCCCGUCAGAGACACUGCCUGCCUGGCGGUGGGCCGACUGCUGGUGGCGUUCCCGGAGACGUGCCGGCCCCACCUGGACCGACUGUACCCGCUGCUGUUCUCCAAUCUCCACGACAACAUUCCGUCGGUGCGACAGGGAGGUGCCGAGGCGCUGGCCAACGCCGUCCGCGCCUACGGGGAACAGGCGCUCACGCUGGUCAUGAACAGGGUCCGUGAGGACCUGACGGCGCUCAAGGACGAGCCGGAGCCAAGUGGCCCCGCCGCCGCCCCUGGUGGAUACGCUGAACGGAAACAGCAGCGGGACAACGACGAGCAGCUACACACCAACCAGACGAUGUACUCGUGCGGCUCGCUGGCGCCCAAGAUGGCCGCCGGCGGGUGCUCAGCGUGCCACCGGUUCCGCCGCCCGGUCGAGCUCUGGGAGGCGGCCGACGGCAGCGCGCGCCUGCUGGCCGAGCUGGCCGCGGCGCCCGGCUGCGGCGGCGCCGUGUCCGACACCGUGCCGCUGCUGGCCGCCGCCGCCGGCCGCCGUCACUACAGCCACCACCUGCAGCUGCUGGAGACGGUGUGCCGGGCGCUGCCGCCGCUGGCCACUGGCAUUGGCAAGCGCUGCUUCAAAACGCACCUGCACCUGCUGCUAGACACCAUCAUGUACUCACUGACGUGUGAGAGUCAGCUGGCGGCGGAGGCCGGCCGCUGCUGCGUGCAGCAGCUCUCCGGACUGCUGGGCCCCAACAUCUUCCGCGGCCGAGUGGAAAACCACAACCCCAGCUAUUUAACAACACUCGACCGUUUUCUGCCACCGCCGCUGGCUUGAGGCGAGCCAGGGAUCCGGGAUGGCGAACUGCUGCGAGAAUCGAUGGCUUCUGCGGGGCGUCAACCAGCCAGCUACCGGUGUAACCUGCCCACUGACGGCGGAGUCAGGCGACCGAGCGCGGAGACGCCAGUUCAUGACCGACGCUGGCUUACGGAGUUUGAGAUGUGGCUGUAUCAUGUUGUCAUUCCGCUUCAGGGCAAAUGAUGAAGGCCCGAGUCGGAACUUUGUUGUUGAUUUACGUAGGAUGUGUCGUGCUUUCACGAAAUACAUUGAAUAUUGAUGUCAAGAACGAUCGCGCAGUGAAGGUUGAAUAGGAUGAGGGAGCUUAACGGACUAUGGAGCAUUGUCUAAUUUUCUCAUCCACAUUCCACGCUGCGGCGUUUGACUAGAGUACGGAGAGCACCGUUGGGAUGAGGGGAUGAAAGCUUCCCUGUUCUAAUCUGGAUCCUGUAAAGACGAGGUGUAUUCGAAUGCCUGUCAAAGACUUUUGAAUUCUUUUGGGCUUGUCGAUGUAAAAUGAGAUAACUUGAAGUCGAGUAAGAUCGUAUCGUUGCGAAAAAGAGAUCGGAGUUCUACGUUCUCGCAAAUCACAUCAUCGGCUACCGCUGUUAGGAUCUCACAUGAGACAUAUCUGUUGGUUUUGAGGUAAAUUAAAUUGCUCGCAGGCUUAUUUUGCAGGAGUGGCUUUGAGGGUUGUAAUAUUUCU